This is a messenger RNA of Schistocerca nitens (vagrant locust), 2967 nucleotides long. RefSeq lists its product as uncharacterized. Gene Ontology annotation, molecular function: protein binding. Bases 156 to 1136 code for a protein of 326 amino acids. The record is from RefSeq and is a predicted model, not a curated record. The transcript has 7 exons. NCBI's taxonomy places the organism in Eukaryota, Metazoa, Arthropoda, Insecta, Orthoptera, Acrididae.
UCAUUUGGUGUUUGUUUAUAUGUGUAGCUGAUGAAAGAGGUUAGUGUGACCGUCGGAGAAAUUCAGUAAAUUGCUUUGGAAGGAUUGGCGUAUAUUUACACCAUAUGCUCCAAUAUUGUGUUCAAGAUAGACGGGAGGUUCAAGCCUAACAGUCAAUGGGCUUUAUAGAUGAUGAGCUUAAAGAAGUAUCAAAACUGUGUGAGCAUGUCAUUCAGGGGAGUAGACUUAUUUCCUGUGUGCAGUCAAUGGUGCGAGUUGAAAUAAGGCGGACACACUACAAGCAGAUAACAGCUUGCAUUCAAUUUCCUGAAGAAUAUCCUGCUUUUCCUUUGCUUAUUCAACUGAAAAGUAAGAAUCUGUCAGAAAAGCUAUUGGACCGUUUGACAUCUAUUUGUGAAGAAGCAGCAAAGAAAUUUUUAGGGAAACCACAGGUCUUACCAGUACUGAAAUUAGUAAAAACUUUCCUUGAUGAGAACCCACUUUCUUGCUGUUAUGAUGAGGUAUCUUCCAUAAAGAAAAGCUUGUCUGCAGCAGAUGAAUUAAAGCUGAAGCAAAAGACCUCAUCUAUCCAUUUAAAAUUGUGUGAGGGGAAGUACUUCUUAAAAACAAGAAUAGUAAUUCCGGAAAAUUAUCCUGAAGCUGCAGUUGUUUUUGAAGAUGUUCAAAGUAAUUUUCCCCCUGUGUUACAUAAAUACAUGGAAGGGCAAGCAAAGGAAAUUGUACGUCAAUGUGUGGAGCCACCUUUGCGAAAACAGUCAAAAGGUCCUCCAUUCUCUCCCUCACCUUCACUUCAGAAAGCUGUCACCUUUCUUAUCUCUACGGUCCAUCAGCUACCAGGAGAGAAAUGCCAGAUAUGUCAUGGGCAAUGCUUACCUCUUGAACCACAAGAAGUCGAGGUCGAUGAAAUGGCAGAUAAACAUGUUGAACGUAUUUACUGUGGACACUUGCUGCAUUUGCAGUGCCUGGUUUCCUACAUGAAAACUCCGCCCUUUGAAGGGGGCAAAAAAUGUCCAGCUUGCAAACAAAGAAUUUACCAUGACAAGUGGCGCCUAAGUGACAAACUGGCAGAGGAUCGUUGGGCUCAUCAGCAAGCAAGAGAAAGGGAGUUGCAGGAAGUUGCAGAGUUCCUUGAAUAAUGUCCGUUUCCUUGUGGAGCUCUGAGACUGAAACAACAAGAAAUCAGUGAGGAACAUAUGUCUUAGUUUACUAAAUUAGUGAUUUAUUGUUUUUGUUUGCUGGGAGAAACUUAAUUGUGAAGUAAUUAUCUGGAUGUUAUGUGGUAAUUUGCAUGAUGCAAAUAUUGGCUGUCUUUGAAUAUCAUGUAGAAGAAAAUAACAUCCACCCAGGGUAUCCCAUUAUUACAUUAACUAAUAUCCUCUAUAAUAAUAUAUUAUGUGUUAGUAGACAUGUCUGCUGGUUUGCAUCAAGACAAUUUGCAAUUGUGUCCUGUACCACAGAGUUUAUAUUUAUGGUAAGCAAUGUGCAGUAAAUCAAGUCAUAUUAAUAUAUUUUUGAUGUAUGUCUUACAUUUAUCUGAGACGGUGCUUGAUAUCACAGCAUUAGUAGAUUAUUUUGUGUCAAGCAAAUUGAAUGUAACAAAAAUACUAUAAGUGUUUUGCGCAAUUGUUUGUGAUCAGUGUUCAGACUCGCAUGCAAGUUAUUUUAUGAACUGAUUAUUGAUUAUGAGUUUUACUUUCAACAUUGUGAUAAUUUAAAAAGUGCAACUGCUGGCAAGAAAUGUAAUGAUUGUAAACAGAGUACUCCCUGUUCAAGAAAGUACAAAUUGAAGUCUCUAAAACUUGUGUUGGAAGCGAGUUGAAAAUAUGAAAGAAUUCAUUGUACGAGAGAUUUAUGUAGAACAUAUGAUUCAUAUAGUAAAUGAUAGGUCAUAAAUGUACUGUUACUGUACAUUUUGUACAUUCUGAGAGCUAUUUGUAAUAGCUAUAUAAGAUUUUGUAAUCAGAUUUCAUUGGCUCAUUAAAGUUGUGUUCUUCUAUCUAAGAACACAUAAGACUACACUCUUUACUUCAAUGAAGCCUUACUAUCAAACACUGGAAAUACAGAAAAAAUCCAAUUUACUGACACUGGUCCCCAAUGAAGAAAGCAGACUGAAAAUUAAUUGACAGUUACAGAAAGUAUAUCCUCUUUCUGGCACCUGUCAUAAUUCCUAUAGUGCUUUUGUAUUUCAACUUUUUUCCUUAUUUUUAACUCUUUUGGGUAUUAAUAAUACUGAUCACUGCACUGUUUCUAGUUUGUCACUGCAAUUGUUUUACUACACAGAGUAGUACAUAUGCUUUCACAGCAAUGCAUUGAAGGAAACAUUUCCAAGUUGAUUGCACAGCUGUUUUGUUUGUUAUGAAAUUGAUAUUCACGAGAAAAAGAUAUGUUUUAAUUUGUUUCUGUUACUAUAACAUAAAUAUAUAAAUAUGUAGUUAUGUGCACAAAGUGAGCAACUCAGACUUCACUUUGGGAGAUAUCUGCAGCAAAGUUGUAAAAGUAUAAUGUUGUAGCUAUACUUCUGAAAUGUUUUUUAUAUCAAUAUUUUAUGUUGGUACUCAUGAAAAAUGUAUUUUGUCAUAGAAAAGUAUGAAAAAGGUAAUUCCUUGGUUGUCAUUAGUCAAAGAUUGUUAAAAUGUCCAUUAUUUCGUCCACACUGUACUAACAUAACUAAGAUUAUGAUGUAAGCAUGUGUAUUGAAAAACAUAAAUAUCAAGAAUGCCACUUAUUUUUAUUUCAGAAAUUAAUCUCAUUAAGCUGUCCAUCACAGAACACUUGAAAAUGAUCCUAUCUAAAAGCAGGACUGCACUUGAAACAACCAAUCUUACUGCUGUGUAAAUCAUCAAGUAAUUCAAGAUGUACAUGACUGAUGUAAAUUACGCUUCCGGUUACUAUGUUGUUUUGAUAUCAGCAUUUUUAACCUGUAUACAUCAUUAUGUAUUUCAAAAUAAAUGUCUGUCUUACUAAUAA